GCUUAGUAGCAGGGAUGAUGUUUUGUGUAGGUUGGGUUGGGCUUGCAGAUUCGUUUUGCCGAUUGCGGUACGACGACCACGAAUGUUCCAAUCGUAACUCAGACGUCCCUUUAAAAGCUACUCCAAGUUUUAUGCCAGACAGUCAUGGCCGGUGCCUCGUGCAGUGAUGUUGUGCAGCUCAGUCGAGCGGAGAGGCCCUGGAGGCCGCGUCGUCGCCGAGACGUAGGGGGGGAGGAGACGGACCCGGAGGAACGACAAACACAGGAGAUUCUGGGCCGCGUGCGGAGCGUGCUCAAUAAGCUCACACCGGAGAUGUUCCAGCGGGUUAUGAAGGAGAUGGCCAAGAUCCCAAUCCAAUCUGAGCGCCAUCUUACAGCUGUGGUUGAGAUGGUGAUCAAGAGGGCCAUCUCAGAGCCAAAGUUUAGUGUGCCUAUUGCCAACAUGUGUCGCUGCUUAAUGGGGCUGAAAGUGCCCUUUGAACAUAAGCCUGGCCUUACAGUGAACUUCCGGAAACUUCUGCUAAACCGCUGCCAGAAAGAGUUUGAGAGGGGCUUGGAGAUCUUAAAAACGAAGAACAAUGAGCUUGUGACUUUCUGUGGGGAACAACAGCAGUGUUUUAAGGACACUGACAUCCAAGAACGGAUGGUGGGCAUUGUAAAGUUCAUUGGUGAGCUGUUUAAGCUGAAAAUGCUUGCUGAGGCCAUCAUGCAUGAAUGCAUUGAUAAAAUGCUGAAUUUGCAUGGUGAGGAGAGACUUGUGUGCCUCUGUGUGGUUCUUUCUGUCAUCGGUAAGGAUCUAGACAUUGGGAAGGCCAAGCCUUGUAUGGAUCAGUAUUUCAACAAGAUAAAUAACAUCAUAAAGGAAAGGCAAACUUCCAACAGGACAUGUUUCAUGCUGCAAGAUGUGAUUGACCUGAGACAGGCACACUGGGUUAGUAGGCAUGGUGAUCCUGGUCCACAAACCAUUACUAAUAUCCGUAAGCAGGCGAUGGAGGAAAAGAUGGGGACCAACAGACGACCCAAGAGGAGUGUACCUGAAGCUUUUCUCAACUUCCAGACACUGCCAGUGGCAGCACACCAAGAAACCAAGACACACACAGGUUUCAGACUCAGCCAGAUCUCAAGGUUCAUACCUCCUGUACCUGCAAUAAAAUCAUCACUACCCCCAAGGGUAGCACCACUACCAGCACCUACAGAAGCACCACCACCACCUACAGCAGUAGCAACACCAGCAGCAGCAGCACCACCAACACCUACAGCAGUAGCACCACCACCACCAGCAGCAGCACCACCAACACCUUCAGCAGUAGCACCAUCACCAGAAGCAGUAACACCAAUUGCAGCGCCACCACCUACAGCAGCAGGGGCAGCCCCACCAGCACCUACAGCAGUAGCACCACCACCAGCACCUACAGCAGUAGCACCACCACCAGCACCUACAGCAGUAGCAGCAGCAAUAGCAGCAGCAGUAGCAGCAGCCCCACCAGCACCUACAGCAGUAGCACCACCACCAGCACCUACAGCAGUAGCACCACCACCAGCACCUACAGCAGUAGCAGCAGCAAUAGCAGCAGCAGUAGCAGCAGCCCCACCAGCACCUACAGCAGUAGCACCACCACCAGCACCUACAGCAGUAGCACCACCACCAGCACCUACAGCAGUAGCAGCAGCAAUAGCAGCAGCAGUAGCAGCAGCCCCACCAGCACCUACAGCAGUAGCACCACCACCAGCACCUACAGCAGUAGCACCACCACCAGCACCUACAGCAGUAGCAGCAGCAAUAGCAGCAGCAGUAGCAGCAGCCCCACCAGCACCUACAGCAGUAACACCACCACCAGCACCUACAGCAGUAGCACCAUCAGCAGCAGCAGCAUCACCAGGAGCACCAACAGCAGCAGCAGCAGCAGAAGCAGGAGCAGCAGGAGUGUGGUGGGUGUCCCCCCUGGAGGACGACCUGUCCUGCCCCGUGUGCUGUGACAUCUACACGGACCCCGUGGUGCUGCCCUGCAGCCACAGUUUCUGCAGGCCGUGCCUGGAGCGGAGCUGGAGGGAGGACAGCGUCCGGCAGGAGUGUCUCAUCUGCAGGCAGAAGACCUCCGCCCACAACCCCACCCCCAACCGGGCCCUGAGGAACGUCUGCGAGGCCUACCUGAAGGAGAGGAGCGCCGGGACCGCGCCAACCGAAUCUGAGACGCAUUUAGCCCAGGUUCUAUGUCCAGUGCACGAGGAGAAGCUCCAGUUCUACUGUCAGGAUGAGGAGCAGCUGGUGUGUGUGGAGUGUGUGACUCAGGAACACAAGACGCACUCCGUCUGCUCCACCAAGAAAGCCGCACAUGAACGCAAGGAUGAGCUGAAAUCUCUAAUAAAAUCACUAGAGGAUGAUGUGAAAAAAAAUAAGACUUUACUUGAAGGAGUAAUGGCACACAUCAAGGCCCAGGCAGUGCAGACGGAGGCGCAGAUAAAGGAGGAGUUUGAGAAGCUCCAUCAGUUCCUGAGGAGAGAGGAGGAGGCGCGCAUAGCAGCCCUGAGGCAGGAGGAGAGGGACAAGACUGCCCACCUGGAGGAGAAGAUGGAGGCCAUUGAGAGGGUGAUCUUGUCCUUCUCUGAAAGGAUGAAGCCCAUUGAGAAGUUGAUGGAGACGGACGAGGUCUCCUUCCUACAGACAUUUUCAGAAACAAAAGAAAGAACUCAUGAGGCCUUCCUGCAUCCUCAGCCAGGGUUCUGGCAGCUGCUGGACGUGUCCAAGUAUCUGGACAAGCUGAGCUACAGAGUCUGGGACAGAAUGGAGGAGAUGGUAGCACACAGUGCCGUCAUGGUGGGUUCUUCAGACACUUUGCAGUUCCACCCAGUGAUACCUGUUCCCGAGCACCUGGAACGCUUCGCAGCUGGUCUAGAUGCUUCUGGAUUAUGGGAUGUAGGAGCGGUCUGGGGACAAGCCAGUGUGGACCACAGCGGUUUCUGAUGGCAGAAGGGUUCAGGUCCACUUACAGGCUAGAGAUGGAUGAUGAUUGGUGAUGAGAACAGGACGACUGCACUUUUGAUUGGAUGCUUUUUUUUUCAGUCCAAGAACAUAGAUAGAUAUAGAUAGAUAGAUAGAUAGAUAGAUAGAUAGAUACUUUAUUGGUCCCCAAGGGGAAAUUCAAGAUGUUCAAGAAAUUAAUGGUCCCUGCAUUGCACAACUCUGAUAUGGUGUAUGGCUUUAAAGAGACCCUAUGCAACUUUCUGCAGGAAACAUGCCAUGGCAUGCUUCAAACUGUAGUAUGCGCGGAGAGCAAUAUCUCCAAUACAAAAUCAGACGAAAUGUUACUUUUGUCGAGAAACAGGAUUUUUGUCAAUAUUAACCCUGGUAAUAGUACAGUUCACCACUUAUGAGUAUUUUCAAUCAAUCAACAGCUCAAAACACCUAUUUUAGGGUGCAGUGACUCUUUAAUGUUCACGUCACUAUUUGCAUGAGCCACGACUGAAAAGACUUCCGAUAAUAUCAAACAUGUUUGAUAUUGUCGUAACGGCAAACGAUUUUGGAAAUGUAGUCGCCGACUGUUAAAACAGACCAAAAUCAUGCAAUGUAAGCCAGCCUUAAGCCAACAUGGUCUCACACCCAACUCGUCGAACGAGGACGCAUGCAGCCGUGAACGUCACUGCUGUUCAUCUGUCAAUCAUCACGUAAAGCUCGCCCUGACAAUGUGAUUGGUCCGAACAGAUCUGUAUCUCGAAUAGUAGCAGCUGAACGGAGCAGUGCCAGACCGAAGUUCCCUGCAGAAAAAGAGUCACCUGAAAUGGUCUUCCAACAGUCUUGAAGGAGUUCCCAGAGAUGCUUAGCACUUGUUGGCCCUUUUGCCUUCACUCUGCAGUCCACACGGUGGUUGGAACCAAAGGUCUCCGAUUUUGACUCAUCAGACCAAAGCACAGAUUUCCACUGGUCUAAUGUCCAUUCCUUGCGUUCUUUAGCCCAAACAAGUCUCUUCUGCUUGUUGCCUGUCCUUAGCAGUGGUUUCCUAGCAGCUAUCCUACCAUGAAGGCCUGAUUCAGGCAGUCUCGUCUUAACAGUUGUUCUAGAGAUGUGUCUGCUGCUAGAACUGUGUGGCAUUGACCUGGUCUCUAAUCUGAGCUGCUGUUAACGCGCGAUUUCUGAGGCUGGUGACUCGGAUGAACUUAUCCUCCGCAGCAGAGGUGACUCUUGGUCUUCCUUUCCUGGGAUGGCCAGUUUCUUUGUAGCGCUUGAUGGUUUUUGCGACUGCACUUGGGGACACUUUCAAAGUUUUCCCAAUUUUUUGAACUGACUGGCCUUCAUUUCUUAAAGAAAUGAUGGCCACUCGUUUUUCUUUACUUAGCUGCUUUUUUUCUUGCCAUAAUACAAAUUCUAACAGUCUAUUCAGUAGGACUAUCAGCUGUGUAUCACCCCUGACUUCUGCACAACACAACUGAUUCCCAACCCCAUUUAUAAGGCAAUAAAUCACACUUAUUAAACCUGACAGGGCACACAUGUGAAGUGAAAACCAUUUCAGGUGACUACCUCUUGAAGCUCAUCCAGAGAAUGCAGUGUGUGCAAAGCAGUAAUCAGAGCAAAGGUGGCUACUUUGAAGAAACUAGAAUAUAAGGCAUAUUUUCAGUUGUUUUACACUUUUUUGUUUUCCACAUGUGUUAAUUCAUAGUUUGAUGCCUUCAGUGUGAGUCUACAAUGUCAAUAG
Messenger RNA from Sardina pilchardus (European sardine), 4687 nucleotides. RefSeq names its product E1A-binding protein p400-like. Lineage: Eukaryota; Metazoa; Chordata; Actinopteri; Clupeiformes; Clupeidae. Gene Ontology annotation, molecular function: zinc ion binding; protein binding; translation initiation factor activity. Bases 145 to 2961 code for a protein of 938 amino acids. Gene Ontology annotation, cellular component: eukaryotic translation initiation factor 4F complex. The transcript has 13 exons. The record is from RefSeq and is a predicted model, not a curated record.